UAAUGUGUACCGACCACGGUCAAUAUGUCCUUACCACCCGCCGCCUCCACCUUUAAGAGAGAGAGAGAGAGAGAGAGAGAAUCAUUAUCAACAUCAUAUAAUAACACCGGAAAAGCAAAGCAACAAAAAUGAGUGUCACAGCCACAUUGCAGUCUGUCUCUACUCCGGCGUCACCACUAAGCCAGGGCUGCAGAUUGGAACUACCACCUAAACUGCUUUCUUUCACUAAAUCAAGUGUUGGUCGAAGGCUUGCUUUUAAGCUGGUUAAUGCUAUCUCCGACUCCGGUAAUGGAGCUCCGGCUUCACUUCUUUCUACUUCUUCCCUUAAUGGAGUUACUGCCCCGCCACUUUCUUCCAAGGUGAAGCGCCACACUAUCUCGGUGUUCGUAGGAGAUGAAAGUGGUAUUAUAAACCGAAUCGCAGGAGUUUUCGCUAGAAGAGGUUAUAAUAUCGAGUCACUUGCUGUUGGUUUAAACAAGGACAAGGCUUUGUUUACUAUAGUUGUUUCUGGAACUGAAAAGGUCUUGCAACAAGUGGUGGAGCAGCUCAACAAGCUUGUGAACGUCAUAAAGGUGGAAGACCUUUCCAAGGAACCACAGGUAGAACGGGAAUUGAUGCUUGUGAAGCUUAAUGUAGAUCCAACCACACGAGCUGAGAUUAUGUGGCUAGUAGACGUCUUUAGAGCCAACGUUGUGGAUGCAUCAGAAAGCUCGUUGACUAUAGAGGUUACCGGGGAUCCUGGGAAGAUUGUUGCUGUUCAGAGAAAUUUAGCCAAGUUCGGAAUCCAAGAGCUCACUAGAACAGGAAAGAUCGCUCUAAGACGGGAAAAACUGGGUGAAACUGCUCCAUUUUGGAACUUCUCUGCAGCAUCUUACCCAGAUCUAGAAUCCGCAACUCCAAUUGCUACUUCUUCAAGUGUUACUUGCACUGUUGAUGAGGAUUCGACUGCAAUGUCAGGGGGUGAUGUGUAUCCUGUGGAGUACAACAAUAGCUGCAUAAUGGAUCAAGUUCUUGACGCCAAUUGGGGGGUAGUCUAUGAUGAAGAUUCAACUGGUCGGCAGUCUCAUACUUUAAACAUUCUGGUCAAUGAUACUCCUGGAGUUCUCAACGUGGUCAGUGGAGUUAUAUCCAGAAGGGGUUACAACAUUCAGAGUCUGGCCGUAGGUCCAGCAGAAAUGGAGGGUUUAUCUCGCAUUACGACUGUGAUUGCUGGUACAGAUGAAUCUAUUUACAAGUUGGUUCAGCAGUUCCGCAAAUUGGUGGAUGUUCAUGAGGUCAAAGAUAUCACCCAUCUACCAUUUGCAGAACGUGAGCUAAUGUUAAUUAAAGUUGCUGCUAGCUCUGCUGUUCGAAGGGAUGUCCUAGACAUCGCCACCAUCUUUCGAGCCAAGCCUGUUGAUGUUUCUGAUCACACUCUCACACUAGAACUCACAGGAGACUUCAACAAGUUGUUUGCAUUGCAAAGAUUGUUAGAGUCCUAUGGAAUUUGUGAGGUCGCAAGGACUGGUCGAGUGGCAUUGGUGCGAGAGUCAGGGGUCGAUUCUACAUAUCUACGUGGGUACUCCCUUCCGUUAUAAUAACACCGGAAGUUAUCCCUCAAUUGUAUGUUGCAUUAUUGUAGCUGCAAGUGAACACAACUGUUCAGUGUCUUUUGCACUGAUGGCUGCGGAUGUGAGAGUAUGACUUCUUGCUAGAAAAAGAAAAAAGGAAUGUUUAGUAGAUCAAUUUAUGUUGUAUUAUGGUAUGCCGUGUGAUGUCAAAACUGUAACAGCUUUCAUUCAUAGAAGUUUCAUACUUAAAAUGUGAUGUUAAGCAAAUUUAUAAGUAAUAAUGUUUGUACUUC
This is a messenger RNA of Erigeron canadensis, 1843 nucleotides long. RefSeq names its product acetolactate synthase small subunit 1, chloroplastic-like. NCBI's taxonomy places the organism in Eukaryota, Viridiplantae, Streptophyta, Magnoliopsida, Asterales, Asteraceae. Gene Ontology annotation, cellular component: cytosol. The transcript is spliced from 12 exons. The coding region runs from base 129 to 1577 and encodes 482 amino acids. Gene Ontology annotation, biological process: L-valine biosynthetic process. The record is from RefSeq and is a predicted model, not a curated record. Gene Ontology annotation, molecular function: acetolactate synthase activity; acetolactate synthase regulator activity.